AUGUCCUUAGCAAUAUGCAGCUCUGUUUUCUUCUUCCUGGCCCAGAAAGUCACUGCCAUCAGUGGAAACAAAGCCAAUAUAACAGAUACUGUAGGCUUUGUUCACGAGGACAACGAGUGCGAUACAAUUUCCCUGCUUAUCAGUUGCUUCGCUACGCUUGGACUGUGUGUUUACUCGGCUGUUCACCUCAAUAUACCACGCAAAGGCGAAGGCAACUAUCAAGUGCUACUGAGGGAACUCCAAUGGUGUUUUCUCGGUUUAUUUGCACCAGAGUUAAUAUUGUACACCGCCUGGAGACAGCUAGCUUCCGCAAGACAGCUAUGCCAUGAGAUAGAAAAUAGUACAAUGUUGACUGAAUCUCAUAUGGGGGACCCAAAAACCUCAUGGACUAUCACACACGGGUUUUACGCUAGUAUGGGUGGUUUCGCCAUCGAGCUAGACAAUACCGACCAUCGAAACCCGACGUUGUUCAACGAUAUGACACGCCUCACCUUAACGGCGAAAGGUGUUGCACUACUCGCCAAGUGCGGGUAUGUUGUAGAGAUAUCCCUCGAUGAGAUCAAGGAUAAGAACAAAGCAGACGGUCUAGCGAAACUCCUUGUGUGCAUCCAAGCAGGAUGGAUGAUUGUCCAAGUUAUCAGUCGUACUGCCAUCGGACUGCCAACCACUUUAUUAGAAGUACACGUCGUCGCCCAUGUUGUUUGCGCGCUCGUCAUGUAUAUUCUAUGGUGGCAUAAACCUCGCCAGGUAACCUCCCCCACCGUCUUGAAGGGAAACUUGAUGCCUUUGAUCGCCUACAUGUACAUGACAAGCCGAAUGAGUGGGAAGCAACCACAAGGCAAGCUCGCUAUCUUCCGAUCAUCCACUCCUGAACUGGAAAAAUUAGCUUACUUUGAAGAUGACAAUGUACCAACCGAUACGUGUGGCGACAGGCAAGGUUUAAAUACAACUCGACUCUCUACUACUGGUAGAUUACGACCACGGCCCAAUAUCCAAAUUGUGAACCAAGAACCUGAGGCAGCACCAUGCAACUCCCCAAUGGAGGCUACGUCUGAGCUGCAAAGGCUUGCAGAAAAAGCUCUCCAGCUACAUCCAGUCCUUACAGACCACUUUCACCCAGUACCCGAGAGAGAAUUCCCAGAGCAGACAUACAAAAUACCCGAAGUAGCUGAACUGGUGCAAUCAUACGCCAUAGACUGGCCCAACGACGGUCUGCUUCGACGCACCCAAUCCCUCGUGAUGGGAAUGGUACUUUGGGUGCGUCCAUGGCAUACGGCGGCAUCCACGUAG
This is a messenger RNA of Bipolaris oryzae ATCC 44560, 1290 nucleotides long. RefSeq lists its product as uncharacterized. The record is from RefSeq and is a predicted model, not a curated record. Lineage: Eukaryota; Fungi; Ascomycota; Dothideomycetes; Pleosporales; Pleosporaceae. The transcript is spliced from 2 exons. Bases 1 to 1290 code for a protein of 429 amino acids.